Molecule: messenger RNA, 1930 nt
Organism: Condylura cristata (star-nosed mole)
Lineage: Eukaryota; Metazoa; Chordata; Mammalia; Eulipotyphla; Talpidae
Gene: IK
Product: IK cytokine, down-regulator of HLA II
Exons: 20
Coding region: 104-1777 (557 amino acids)
Biological process (GO): mRNA splicing, via spliceosome
Cellular component (GO): nucleus
Source: RefSeq, a predicted model, not a curated record
ACUGUGGGUUGUUUCCUGAGGUGCAUUGUGGGGGAGAUUCCUGUCGCCGCUGUGUUGUUGUUGGAGAUUCAGCUUUUGCUGGCGUCGAAAGACCGCGGACAAAAUGCCGGAGCGAGAUAGCGAGCCCUUCUCCAAUCCUUUGGCUCCAGAUGGCCACGAUGUGGACGAUCCUCAUUCCUUCCACCAGUCCAAACUCACCAAUGAAGACUUCAGGAAACUUCUUAUGACCCCAAGGGCUGCACCUACCUCUGCACCACCCUCUAAGUCACGUCACCAUGAGAUGCCAAGAGAGUAUAAUGAAGAUGAAGACCCAGCUGCCCGAAGGAGAAAAAAGAAAAGUUACUAUGCCAAGCUUCGACAACAAGAAAUUGAGAGAGAAAGAGAGCUGGCAGAGAAGUACCGGGACCGUGCCAAGGAACGACGAGAUGGUGUGAACAAAGAUUAUGAGGAAACUGAGCUGAUCAGCACCACAGCUAACUACAGGGCUGUGGGCCCCACUGCUGAGGCGGACAAAUCAGCUGCAGAGAAGAGAAGACAGUUGAUCCAGGAGUCCAAAUUCUUGGGUGGUGACAUGGAACAUACCCAUUUGGUGAAAGGCUUAGAUUUUGCUCUGCUUCAAAAGGUACGAGCUGAGAUUGCCAGCAAGGAGAAAGAGGAGGAAGAAUUGAUGGAAAAGCCCCAGAAGGAAACCAAGAAAGACGAGGAUCCUGAGAAUAAAAUUGAAUUUAAGACCCGUUUGGGCCGCAACGUUUACCGCAUGCUUUUCAAGAGCAAAGCAUAUGAGCGGAACGAGCUGUUCCUGCCGGGCCGUAUGGCUUAUGUGGUAGACCUGGAUGAUGAGUACGCUGACACGGACAUCCCCACAACGCUUAUUCGCAGCAAGGCCGAUUGCCCCACCAUGGAGGCCCAGACCACUCUGACCACAAAUGACAUUGUCAUCAGCAAGCUUACCCAGAUCCUUUCCUACUUGAGGCAGGGUACCCGCAACAAGAAGCUCAAGAAGAAGGAUAAAGGGAAGCUGGAAGAGAAGAAACCCCCUGAAGCUGACAUGAAUAUAUUUGAAGACAUUGGGGAUUAUGUACCCUCCACGACUAAGACACCUCGGGACAAGGAGCGGGAGAGGUAUCGGGAACGGGAGCGAGAUCGCGAAAGAGACAGAGACCGUGACAGAGAACGGGAGCGAGAACGAGAACGAGAUCGGGAACGGGAGCGAGACCGAGAGAGAGAGGAGGAGAAAAAGAGGCACAGCUACUUUGAAAAGCCGAAAGUAGACGAUGAGCCCAUGGAUGCCGACAAAGGACCUGCAUCUGCCAAGGAGUUGAUCAAAUCAAUCAAUGAGAAGUUUGCGGGUUCUGCUGGCUGGGAAGGGACAGAAUCGCUGAAGAAGCCAGAGGACAAGAAACAACUGGGAGAUUUCUUUGGAAUGUCCAACAGUUAUGCUGAGUGCUACCCAGCCACGAUGGAUGACAUGGCCGUGGACAGUGACGAGGAGGUGGAUUAUAGCAAAAUGGACCAGGGUAACAAGAAGGGCCCCUUAGGCCGCUGGGACUUUGAUACUCAGGAGGAAUACAGUGAAUAUAUGAACAACAAGGAGGCCUUACCCAAGGCUGCUUUCCAGUACGGUAUCAAGAUGUCUGAAGGGCGUAAAACCAGGCGCUUCAAGGAAACCAAUGACAAGGCAGAACUAGAUCGUCAGUGGAAGAAGAUUAGUGCAAUCAUUGAGAAAAGGAAGAAGAUGGAAGCUGAUGGGGUUGAGGUCAAAAGACCAAAAUACUAAUCUCCAGUAUCAACUCCAAGAACAUUCUCCACAAGGAUAUACUUUCUACUGCUUUCUUCAUACAAUUCCCAGAAAAGUCGUAUGGUGUUUUUGUGAAUAUAUAUACACUUUUAUUGUAUAAUCAUUUAGUUCCAUUAAAAUUGGCAAACUAUU